Molecule: messenger RNA, 2773 nt
Organism: Ictidomys tridecemlineatus (thirteen-lined ground squirrel)
Lineage: Eukaryota; Metazoa; Chordata; Mammalia; Rodentia; Sciuridae
Gene: Clgn
Product: calmegin
Biological process (GO): ERAD pathway; protein folding
Cellular component (GO): endoplasmic reticulum membrane; endoplasmic reticulum
Molecular function (GO): calcium ion binding
Source: RefSeq, a predicted model, not a curated record
GGCGGGAUUUGUCUGGGGAGACACGGAGACCGAGUGGCAGCGAGUGUGGACACCUGAGCUGCCACUGCUGAAAACUGGCCCGCAAGACAAGUGUGUGGGCAUCGGGCCUCCUUCCUGCCGCCGUGCGCUCUGGCUGGGGUAGUCAGUAUGCAUUUCCAAGGCUUUGGACUAUGUUUGGGUCUUCUGUUCACCUCGCUCAAUGCAGAAUUUAUGGAUGACAGUGUUGAGGUGGAAGACUUCAGUGAACAUUCAGAAGAGGUUGAUGUUAAUGAAGGUGAACAUUCCUCAGAGAUUAAAUAUAAGACUCCACAGCCUAAAGGAGAAGUGUAUUUUACAGAAACCUUUGACAGUGGAAAGUUAGCUGGAUGGGUCUUAUCAAAAGCAAAAAAAGAUGAUGUGGAUGCAGAGAUUUCUAUAUAUGAUGGAAGAUGGGAAAUAGAAGAGUUGAAGGAAAACGGGGUACCUGGUGACAGAGGAUUGGUAUUGAAAUCUAGAGCAAAGCAUCAUGCCAUAUCUGCUGUGUUAGCAAAACCUUUUAUUUUUGCUGAUAAACCUUUGAUAGUUCAAUAUGAAGUAAAUUUUCAAGAUGGUAUUGAUUGUGGAGGUGCAUACAUUAAACUCCUAGCAGACACUGAUGAUUUGAUUCUGGAAAACUUUUACGAUAAAACAUCUUAUACCAUUAUGUUUGGACCAGAUAAAUGCGGAGAAGAUUAUAAACUUCAUUUUAUCUUCAGACAUAAACAUCCUAAAACUGGAGUUCUUGAAGAAAAACAUGCUAAACCUCCAGAUGUAGACCUUAAAAAGUUCUUUACAGACAGAAAGACUCAUCUUUAUACCCUGGUAAUGAAUCCAGACGACACAUUUGAAGUAUUGGUCGACCAAAUCGUUGUGAACAAAGGAAGCCUCCUAGAGGAUGUGGCUCCUCCUAUCAAUCCUCCCAGAGAAAUUGAUGACCCCAUGGACGUGAAACCCGAGGAAUGGGACGAGAGGGUGAAAAUCCCCGACCCUUCUGCCGUCAAGCCGGAAGACUGGGAUGAAAAUGAACCUGCUCAAAUAGAAGAUGUAAAUGUCGUUAAGCCUGACGGCUGGCUGGAUAAUGAGCCAAAAUUCAUCCCUGACCCUCAAGCCGUGAAACCUGAAGACUGGAAUGAAGACAUGGAUGGAGAAUGGGAGGCACCUCAUAUAGCUAACCCCGCAUGCCGGAUUGGGUGUGGUGAGUGGAAACCUCCCAUGAUAGACAACCCAAAAUACAAAGGGAUUUGGAGACCACCCAUGAUUGAUAACCCUGACUACCAGGGCAUCUGGAGUCCUCGAAAAAUUCCCAAUCCAGAUUAUUUUGAAGAUGUACAUCCAUUUCUUCUUACUUCUUUCCGUGCUAUUGGUUUAGAGCUUUGGUCUAUGACUUCUGAUAUCUACUUUGAUAAUUUUAUUAUCUGUUCGGAAAAGGAAAUAGCAGAUCGUUGGGCUGCAGAUGGCUGGGGAUUGAAAAUAAUGGUAGAGAAUGCAAAUGAGCCUACCGUAUUUAAACAGCUAAUAACAGCUGCCGAAGAGCGUCCCUGGCUUUGGAUCAUUUAUCUGGCAACAGUGGGGCUGCCAGCAGCAUUAAUUGCUUCAUUUUGUUGGCCAAGAAAAGUAAAGAAAAAAUAUGUAGAUGCAGAGUAUAAAAAAACCGACAUAUGCAAACCACAAACAAAGGGGGCGCUGGAGCAAGAAGUGAAGGAAGAAAAGGAAAAAGUAGCUCUGGAGAAACCAGCAGAUGUGGAAGAGGAAAAAAAGCAAAGCGACAGUGAAGUUCUUGAAAAGGAAGAUGAAGGUGAACCUGAGGAAAAGAGUGAAGAAGAAAUUGAAAUUGUAGAAGGGCAAGAAGAGGGUAAUAAAUCAAAUAAGUCUGGAUCAGAGGAUGAGAUGAAAGAAGCAGAUGAGGGCACAGGAUCUGGAGAUGGGCCCACAAAGUCAAUACGCAAAAGAAGAGUGCGGAAGGACUGAAAUACAUUCAAGUAUUCUUAAUGCCUGAGAGAGAGUUGGCAUGCUAAAAUUAGUGUGCCAGGACUGACCUUGAAUCAAUCUGCAUGUCCUGUUUCUAAAAAUCUAGCAAAGUUAUUCUUUCAGGUAUUUAUUUUAGUCUUUUCAGGGGGGAAAAGGCAUCUUUGAAGUUACCUGGUCUUUGAAUUUAACAUAAACGUGGCACAUUACAUAUCAGAUUUAAGAGAUUAUUAAUAACAUUAGAUGUUACAGUUUUAAUAGUUUGAAGAUAGUUUUGGUUCAUACAGAGCAAAAUUAUAUGUAGCAACUUCACUGCUAUGGGAAAAAUCAGUUAUUGGAAUUUCCACUCAAAUGGCUAUACAAGAAGAGAACUGGUAGUUUUAUAUCACAAAUAAGAGUGUGUUCUGUUGUACAGAGCUAAAGGCAAUAAAGUUUCUGUAUGGUUGUUUGAUUCCAUCAGCAAUUGAAAGUGUUGUGUGUGACCCACAUUUACCUAGUUUAAGCUUUCUGGUCAGUUGUUCACUUAAAUUAGAUUCCUUUAAAGAGGUGCUUUGUUGACAAACUUGUCAACAAAACAAAUGUCUGUGUGUCACUUAGAGAAUCACUGGAUAAUACUGCAGCAUAUUUUACAUUUAAAUACAAAGAUAAUAGGUUUAUCAAAACAAAAUGGUGUACAGAUUUUUUCAAGCUCUUAUAGUAAUUAUAUGUCAGAGUGUCUUAACCCAUUCACAAAAUUGCUUGUGUCUAUAUUGCUCUUGAAAAUAAAAUCUAAAUAUUUUUCUUCUUUAAA